Electrophorus electricus (electric eel) is the source of this 4141-nucleotide messenger RNA. RefSeq names its product caspase recruitment domain family, member 14 (gene card14). The record is from RefSeq and is a predicted model, not a curated record. Gene Ontology annotation, molecular function: CARD domain binding. Gene Ontology annotation, cellular component: cytoplasm. NCBI's taxonomy places the organism in Eukaryota, Metazoa, Chordata, Actinopteri, Gymnotiformes, Gymnotidae. Gene Ontology annotation, biological process: regulation of apoptotic process.
UGCUCAGUCUAAACUCGCCUCACUGCCUUUAAACUCGUCUCACUGCCCUUCAGAUCUGCCAUCUCUUCUGUUGUCUUUUUCUUUUUUUGGCUCCUCCGUGUCAGUAUGGCGGAGGGUGUCGUGGGGACCCUGGACCUUAAGGACAUGGGCGAAGAGGAGCUGUGGGAUCUGAUUAACGAUAACCGCCACGCGAUCUCCCUGGGAGUGCGCGCGGACAUAUUGAUCCCGUACCUGCGCCAGGCGCGUGUGCUCACGGACCUGGACGAGGACGAGAUACUCACGUGCCUGAAGUUCACGAACCGCUGCAUGAGGACGAGCCACAUGCUGGAUCUGCUCCGUAUCCAGGGCCGGAAUGGAGCUGUAGCUCUGCUGGACAGUCUGAUGAUCCACUACCCGUGCCUGUACACACAGGUGACCGGCCGGAAGCCCAGCACGGAGCCGUCUGGAUUCAGCGGCCUGAUAAAGUACUCAGAGUUAACCGAGUAUUUGGUGCGUGCUGUGACGAGCAUGCAGAAGGAGCUGCAGGAGGCCCGCGAGGAGGCGGUGCUUCAGCGCUCGCGCUGCUGCAGCCUGGAGGGCACGCUGUCGCAGGCGCUACAGCAGGGCCAGGAGCAGACGCAGCUGCAGGCUGAACACACGCGGCUGCGCAACCAUUUUGCAGCAAUGCACAGAGACCUACUGCAGCUGAAGGAUGAGAAGUGUGAUCUCUAUGUGAGAUACGCUGCAGCAGUAGAGGAGAAGGCUACUGAGAACAUCCGCUGCAGAGACCUGAACCUGCAGGUGUACCAGUUGCAGUGUGAGCUGCAGAAAGCUCAGUCAGAGACAGAGUUCCAGAGGCAGUGCUCUCUAAAAAGCGUCUCCCCCAGCGAGACCCAGCGUCUGCGGAAUGAGAUCAACGCCCUGCGCAGGCAGCUGCUGGAGGCCGAGAAGAUCUCACCGGCAUGUCAGGAUAUCCUAGCCCAGGACCUGAAGGAGGCACGAGACCGACGGUCAGAGCUUGCUGAGCAGCUGAGGGGACUGUAUGAGGAGAAUGAGGCCCUCACGCGCCAGAGAGACGAGCUUUUGGAGGAGAAGGCGUGUCUGGCACUCCAGGUGCAGAAGCUCUCCCUGGACUGUGAGAUGUAUCAGCAGAAGAGCACUGUGUUCCAGAGCCAGCUGAGCGACCUGCAGACCGAGCGUGACCGGGCCUACCUGGCCCGUGACGAAGCGCAGGCCCAGAUAGCAUGCAGCUUGGCAGAGAAGGACACGCUAAGGGGCCAGCUGGUAGAGCUGCAGGAAAAGGUGUUCACCCUCAAAGCCCUGAACACCCACACACCGCCCAACAGCUCCACGGAAAGGCAGUUUAGCUGGCAGAGCAGCAUGGGGUCUAGCAGUGAAGGCACGCCCUCCACCCCACCAGGCCGGCCCAAGCUGCGACGCCUGAACGCCCUCCCCCCUGGUGCCUCCUUCGAGUCUGCAAAGCAAUGCAGUGAAGAUGGUUUCAGCAGUGUACGGUCCAGUAUGGUGGAGCCUCCAUGUUCAGAGUCACUGCGCAGGAGAGAGAUCGACCCACAGUUUGAUGACCACAGCAGUCAGGAGCCCACAGAUGACUCAUCCUUCUGUCUGCUGGAUCUGGAGAGUGAUUUUGUUUUUGUGCCUCAAGAGGAGGAGGCGAAACCGCCUGUGUCUUCCCCCUCUCUGCGCUCCAGGUGCACCGCAGAACUCAACGGUGUCUUGCGAACCUCUGCUCCUCCUUUCCUGGUGCGCACCCGUCCCCAGGCUCUGCGGAUCAUGGGCCGAGCACUGACAUUUUCCUUCCAGGCAGAGGCGCUCUUGAGCCAGCUGCAGGUGAUCGGCGGCAACAAGACGGGUGUGUUUGUGCACCAGGUCACUGAGGGGUCAGCCGCCAGCGUUGCUGGUAUCAGUCCAGGUGCUCAGAUCUUGGAGGUGAAGUGUGAGCUGGAUCAGCGAGCCUUGCGGAUGGUUCUGGAAGAUUCCACCAUGGAGGAGGCUCUCUGGGCCCUGGCUCAGGUGAGGGGACCCUGCAGCCUCUCGGUCCGACCCAAACAGGACGCCUACGAGAGUCUUCUGCAGCAGCUGAAGAGAGGUGAUGUCCAAUCGGGAGACUCUUUCUAUGUACGCGUCAAUGUGUCAUUGCCCGGGGGCGUGGCUGGGGCCCUAUCCGUCACCUGUAACGACAUUCUGCAUGUGACGAACACUCACCAUGGAAACGACGGCUCCUGGUGGGCCAGUCAGGUCCACAGCUGUCAGCUGAUGGAUCUGAAGAGCGGGACCCUGCCUAAUUAUUACAGAGCACAGAGGCUGCUGAUUAGAGCUAUUGAAGACUUGUCCUACCAGCAGCGAACACACACAAAGGAGCGGUCGCAGGGGAAACAGAAAGCAGUGCGGAUCGUUAGCACGGGGCGGCAGGGAAGGAACCCGCUGUGGGUUAGUGUGGAGGAAGACAGUAACAGCCAGGAUGCCAAACCCAAUGACAAUGGCCACGCCCCCAGGAGCUGUGUGAUCCUGAUGCCCUACACACUGGUGACCCCGCACUACCCACCCGUCUGCCGCCCAGUCCUCCUGCUUCCCACAAUCCUCGGCCGCGUCCUGCAUAGUCGACUGGCAGGCCAGGAAGGCUACCAGCUGUGUGAGCCAGAGACCUUGAGUGUCACCGAACAUGUGGUCCAGAUGCAGAAGGGUGAGGUUCUGGAGGAGUGUGACUCAAGCAGACACUGCUGUUACACCGUGCACGGCGUGGAGAAGAUCAUGAAACGAGGGACACACUGUGUGCUGCCGUUGGGUUUGGACUCCGUGCGACGCCUGCACCGUGCAGAGAUCUUCCCGAUCAUCAUCUUUGUGGCAUCUACGGAACGCAGUGCUCGCAAAUUCAAACACAAGCUUCGUCAGAGCUGCCUGACAGAGGCGCAGCUCCUGGAGUGUUCCCGGAGCGAGGAACCCCUGCUAGACAAGCUUCCCUGCCUCUAUCGCACUAUUCCUCCAGACACCUGGAGUGACAGCGCCACACUAGUGGACACUAUAAAGCACGUAGUCCAGGAGGAACAAAGGAAGAUAGUUUGGGUGGAGCCAGAUCUCUGGUGAGAGUUGGAGGUGGGCGCUUGUUGCCGAAAUGUAAGGAUGAAGUCACAGUCAAAAACAGGUUUUUUAAAAAAAAACAACAACUGUUGAAUCUUUCAUUCACAUGGUGAUUUCAGUUGUGUUAUGUAUCAUUUGCUUAGUUCAUAACUAACCCAGUUGUUUAUUAUUUGCAUAAUUUGUUAAUAAUUAUCAAAAUAAUAACUUGUUCGCCCAGUCACGUUUGGAACAGCUCUAACAUUGGCAGGUCUAUCUCGGUUUCGCUCAUCUUUCUGCGUGACAUACACUCUGAUCUCAUAAAUCUUUAAAAGUCACAUAAAUGUUUGAAAGAUGGUUAUUAGAAUUAUGGAAUUAUUAUUGUAGACCGUUAUUUAGAAUUUGUAUUUAUUGUUGUCUCAUGCAGUGUGUUAUUGUACAAAAAAAUGUCACAAAAAAUAUUAGUUAUAUGCAUUAUUUGCAUAAAAUAACCUGAAAAUAUUUAGGAAUUACUUUUUAAUUUAAUUUUUACACAUAUGUGUAGUAGAUUUACAUAUAUGACAAGAAAUUGCCUGAAGCAAAAAUACAGAGGCAGGACUCAAGUUGCUACACACUGAGGUUGAAAACUGGAUGUUUACUGAUUAAUGGUGACACUAACUAGCUUCUCACAGCUCAUCUAGCUGGACCCGCACUUUUCUUCACAUUACUACGCAAUGCCAAGAAAAACAAAAGUUUGCUUUAACGCUCAGUAAUUUCAGGAAUAAGGAUGUGGGCAGGGUAUUUCCUGCUAAAGGGUUCGUCACUGAAGCUGUGCGCUCUCUCGCCUGAACCACCCAACCUGCAUUCCCGCUGGCUGGAAAACCGCUGCGUGCUGGAGUCUUGGGUCUGUGAGGUGUUUAGUGCACAACUCCUGCUGAAGGGCUUGCAUGGUCUUUGUGAAUGAACCCAAUAGUGGUUACUGUGAAUAAUGCAACUUUCAUAAGGAACCUCUCUGCCAUAGCUGAUGAAAGAUUGCCAGAGAACAGCAUAACGUUUGCACAUUUUAUGUUUAUUCAUUAAGACAUUGAUUUUAUUUUAUUUUAGAUUUCUG